AUGAAGCGGUCUCUCCACUCGGUCGACGUAGCCGCGGCCUCAGCUGCAACACCGCCCCCGCCCCAGCCAGCAGUACUGCCAUUCCCAGGGAGUUUGGUGUCCAUUAACCCGGGUUCUCUGGGUCCCCUACGAAACCAGCUGUACCCUCUAAGGGCCCCAGGGAGAUGCGACGGAGAAACACGGAGCGGCUUGGUGUCGCCGCUCACCGUGGGGGCCCCUCGGACACACAGCCAUGUAGGACCACACAAACAUUCACGGGACAAAGGGCCCCCUCCGGGCGUCGAAGUUAUAUCUGUCGAUGACGACGAUGACGAGAUGCCUCCAGUCCCUGCUUCCGCCUCAAUGACUCGGUGCGUUCCUGGGGCAUGUCAGGACCUCAAUGGCAGCAGCACCAUCAGCAGCGGCGCCAGCAGCAGCAACAAAGCCAGCAGCAGCGCUUGCAACAGCGGCGCGUAUAGCAGCAUAGUAAGUAGCGGGAGCAGGAACAACAGCGGAAGCAAGAGCGGCAGGAGCGAAGGCGGCGCCAGCAGCAGCUCGAGCAGCAGCUUGGGCAGCAGCGACAGCAGCAGCCGGGACCAAGUGGCAGCAAGGAGCACGGCAAACUGUUCCGCAGGGGCCAGGGUUGUGGAAGUUUCCCGAGGCGAAGCCUCAGCUCAGGAAGCGGGCCAGCCCUCUACAGAGCCUUCCAAUAGCGCCUUCACCCCAAAGGCCUUCAUCGGGUCGCACAGCAAGAGCCUGUGGAUCCAAGGGCGGCAGCGGCCAGAGCAGGUUGACAAGCACAUUUCGGACUUGCGCACUAAAGUCGCAGUGGGGAAGGUCACGCUGCGGGGUACAGUGUUUCCGUCCACUGCAACAGCAGCAGCGUUCAUGAAGGCUGUUUCCCAGACAGCCAGGGUUACCUCUUUCUCCAUUAGUGCCCCGGAGAUGCCUCAGGAGCAGUUUGCUGCCGUUUGCGAAGGGCUCGGCAGCUGCGUCUACCUGAACCACGUUGACUGCAACUCAAUAGGCAACAAGCCCCUAAGCCCUGCUGCGCUGCAGCUGCUGCUGCAGCAGCUGCAGCUGUUACCCGACUUGCGAGAGGUCAACCUUUCGGGUAACGAGUUCGCCUCUCCAGGGGCCCCGGUUUCCUCUCAGAGCCCGUCAUCGUGGGGGCCGUGGGGCCCCCUCCUAGACGGAGCUGAACUCCUCAAGGGCCUUCUACGAAGUGGCGUGCUCUGCUUGCUGGCGAGAGAAUGCGGUCUUCGCCAGCUGCGUCAGUUCCUAUUGUGGGUGCUCAACCGCUGCCACUGCCUGCGCCUGAGGCAGCUGGACUUGGGCGCGUCAUCCAAGCUGCUCACGACGUUGGUUCCCGGCGAGACCUUCGACGAAGAGCUGCUCCGGCGCGUAUCUCGGCUCUCCAAGUCUACAUGGCGUAUGGGCAAAGUUAUCGGCGAUUACGCGCCUCCAUUUCAAGCUGUGAAUCUUUGGAAGCCGCACAUGGCGCAUACAUUUUGGCUUUACUGCCUGUUGGAUGCGAUGGUCUCUAGCAGUGCAACAGCAACAGAUGAGGCUGCCAGAGAGGGGGUCUCGAAGACUGCAGAGGUUUCGCUACCGCCUGCGUCGUUGGGAGCCAACGUAGGUGCCUCUGGCCGCCUACCCCUCAUUCGCGUGUGGGGAAUCCCGACAGACCAAGCCGUUUCAACUCCGUCACACGCUGCAUACUUUAGAUAUGGGUACCUUGUGGCCAGACUGGGAGACCGCUGCUUGGUGCGCUGGGUGCCUCUCGGAUCCUUCCUUGCUGCAGUAGAGGAGGACUUGAUAGCUUGCGAAAAUGCAGCUUCACGUAAGUGCCUUCGGCAGCCGCAGCAGCAGCAGGGCGCCUCUGGGGACCCGCCCAACACUGUGCAGCAGAGGGCCGCGGCAACGGAGCUAAGCACCUGUGGAACUCCGCACAGGGGAGGAACACCAGUGCAGGCUUCAAGUUCCACCAGUGCAACCCCCAAACAGGGCCAGCAGCAGCAGAGGGGCUCCGUGGGCGGACGCAUGUCUGCCCGUUUGGCCGGCGUAUUAGCGGGGGGUGGGGUCCACGCGGAGUCCCUGACGGGAACAUUCGGGGCUUACGAUGCAUGCAUAGAGGCCACGCGAGUGGAGCCAGCAGUGUUCGCCUUUGCUGUUUGGCGGCAGCAGCUGGAUUGCCACAGUAAAUGCUGUAGGCCUGGACAAUGGGUGGAGGUGAUUUCCUCGAAGAAAGAAGACAAGCGAUUCUUGUACUCAGCAAUAGGAAUUGUUCAGCAGACGCUGCCAAGCACAGACGGCAGCGUCCUCAUGUACCGCGUGGAGUACUUGGGGCUUCCCCCACGUUCCUUCACCCGGCUUACCCUGGGGGUCUCGCCGACUCCCGCCGAUGUUGCUGAGGUGCUGCGCAGCACCGUGCGGGUGGCGGUGGUGCCGGCAGAGAGGGUGCGGCCGCUUGCGUUCCUCGCCCCCAACGCGCUGUGGACCCUGGACUCCUUGCGGGAGAGAUGGGGAGCUUCCAAUUGCGUAGGCUUACCGGAAGCCUACGGAGUUGACCUCAAGUGCCCAGCUUACGGUGCGCGAGUCGUGUAUGCUGUUCCCGUUGCAAGCCGAGAUGCUGACAAUUGUGUUAGCAGCGCGAGCAGCAGCAGCGGCAGCAGCAACGCCGCUAGUAGCGGCGGCAGCGUGAACUCUUGUGCGCCGGAAACUGCGUCGGAUGCAGCCGCAGCAGCAGGCGCUCGGUGGCAUAUCCAGCUGAACUGCCAGCACCUCGAGUUCGCUGCUAAACAGUUGCUGCACCCUCGCCAGCUGUUUUAUCGUUUUGGCUUAGAAGGCGACGUAUCUCUAGGGGGCACCGCCGACCAAUUCGGACCACUUGGGGUCACAGAAAUACCGCCUCCCCUUUCUCCCCGAGUCCCAGCCAGAGCUAGCGGGGCCCCCUCUUCGCCUGUGCCGGCGGACAGGGCGGAGAACGGCAGCGCCACCGUGUGUUGGGGAGGGGCUACCUCCCCCGAGGCUGCGAGCCGAGGGGCAGGUGCAUCUAAUGAGUCAUGUGAUCGUACGGCCUCGUUGCGUACAUCAUUAACACCAGGGGGUUCCACCACCCCAGCUGGGUUGGCCUCCCCGCGGGCUCGCAAGCGGCUGUGGAAUGUCUUUGCAGAACCGGGGCACUCGGGAGCCCAGCAACAGCAGCCUGAGGGACAAGGAAUGAACCAAGCGCCCAGAAAAAAACAGCAGAAGCCCACUAUUACUGCACAGAAAGCUCCGGAGGUGGCCCAGUGUGGGCCAGGUGCGGAUCCGCAACUCAAGCCUGCUGCGAAGCGGACACCUCAGGAUUCGUCCGUAGUGGUGGAGUUGUCAGAUGAGGAUGCUCCUGCGAGGAAGGAGCAGCAGCAGCACAUCGAGAAGCCAAGGGAACAAACACCCGAGGAGACCAGGGAGUUUGAGAAGACGACAGCAAGCCGACUGGAGCUUGCUUGCACAUCCCCACUUCUCGAUGCACCUGAAAAGAAUCUGGUAGAUGGCAAUUUAGACACUGCAAUGUGGCACACAGUGCGCACCUGCGUCCGCUGCCGAAUGCCAAUGCCACCGAGUCAGGCUCCCGCAACUGCUGCAGCAGCAGCAGGCGGGGCUGCUGCAAGCGGAGAGUCGGCACCUGCUGCUGCAUGUGGGCCUCCAGCUGAGGGAGCAGCCUCUGCUGUAGCUGAAGGCCCUCCUGGGGGAGGACAAAGGGCCCCACCUUGGGUGGAGGGGGUUCCCUCGGCGGCAGGUGUACUCAGGCGGUUUCGAGCCUACGUGAGGCGGAUCAAGGCGGAAACUUGUUUGAGGGAGAUGAAGAGACUUAAUAGACUUCUUGAGGAUCUCCAGCUCCCUCUUCCAGCAAUUCAAGGCGCAGAAGGUAGCUGCACAGACCAGGACAGCAACAGUAGCGGCAGCGUGAGCAGCAGUGGCGCCCCAGCGAAUGGCAGCAGCAGCAGUAUCAGCCGGCACCAGAAGAGCGGAGGAAAACUACGGAGCGAUCGAGACCAAGAGGCCUUUGAACGAUGCGUGCAAGUCGUUGGGGGUGUAGCCUCUCCAGCAGUCUCCGCGGGGAGGCAGCAGAGCAACUCGUGCAAUAUUGGGAGCAGCAACGGCAGCAGUAUCAGCAGCAACAGUUCAGAGCAUGAGCUGCCAUCAGACGCUGCAUGCACGUAUGCUUCUUGUACUGUCUCAAGAAGUGAAUGGACCGAUCCAGGAAAUGAUCAGUGGUCCGCCACCGCAAGCGACUGCUGCUGUACUUGCAGGGAGUGCGCUUGCUGUUGCCAGCGGAUUCGCUUCACCAGCGCCGAGUAUCACACGCCGCAAGGCCCCCCUGAGUGUGAGAACGGCACGCCUGCCGAUGCUGCGGCUCCCUAUACUCCAGCUUCCCCGGAGCAGCAGCAAGAGCUGAGUCCCGAGGAGUGGGAGGUGGUCACGCGGGCCAUGGGCAUUCUGCUGCGACGGGGCGUCAUAGGGGUGGUGGCCCAUGAAAGAACUUCAUCGGCGCUGCGGGUGCGGCUGCUGCCAUUGCCGCGCUUACCUAUUGAAAAGCCGGCUACGGGGCCCACGGUUGCUGGGGCCCCCUUUGUUACAACUACUGCGCUGCCUGCUGAUUCUCUAGAUGAAGAGGAGGAACUGCAGGAGCUGCGGCGAGUGCUAGAGCAGCGUCGAGAGCCCCCCUAUUGGGGCAUUGACAAAGUUAGGUCAGAAGGAGCUCGUGGCGGUGAUGUCUUGGCCCGCGAGGGUGAGUCCCUGCUGGGCGAGGGGGAAGAAGACAUACUGUGCCACAGAUGUCUGGAAGAAGGCUGGGUGUCAGAGUUCUCACUGCCGCGGUUGUUAGACAGGUAUCGCUCGGCAUGCACGGACACGACGUGCAACGCCCCGUCCUGCGGGAGCGCCAGCGGCCGUUGCGGCUGCCGCAGCGCUGCGAGAAAGCGGAGGCCCACUGCAUCCAAGCCUCAGGUGUUUGGCUGGAGCCGCAACAGCACCUUCCACGGUAUUGCUGCGUCGGCUGAAGCGUGCAACAUAAGCCAGCAGGACGCUGAGCUAACAUACAGCGAGUAUGCGUGCAUGCAGCUCGAGAGCCUGCACUAA
Eimeria necatrix is the source of this 5106-nucleotide messenger RNA. RefSeq lists its product as hypothetical. Bases 1 to 5106 code for a protein of 1701 amino acids. The record is from RefSeq and is a predicted model, not a curated record. The transcript has 7 exons. Lineage: Eukaryota; Apicomplexa; Conoidasida; Eucoccidiorida; Eimeriidae.